AUGCCUUCUGCUAAAGUCACUGUACUGUCUGUUUUCCUGGCUGUAGCCUCAACUGUUGCUGCCCAUGGCUAUGUACAAGGCAUUGUUAUUGGAGAUGCCUUUUAUUCUGGAUACAUUGUAACCCAAUAUCCCUAUAUGGAGGAUCCGCCGGCUGUCAUCGGAUGGGCAACUACAGCAACGAACCUGGGUUUUAUCGACGGCACUGAGUAUGCCGAUCCAGAUAUUAUCUGCCACCAGAAUGCCACUCCUGCACAGCUAUCUGCUCCAGUCGCUGCUGGGGGCACUGUUGAGCUUCAGUGGACUCCGUGGCCCGAUAGCCACUACGGCCCGGUUAUCACGUAUCUCGCCAAUUGCAAUGGCAACUGUUCGACGGUGGACAAAACCCAGUUGAAUUUUGUCAAAAUUGAUCAAGCUGGCUUGAUCAACGAUACCCAAGUACCGGGGACAUGGGCCGCGAAUGAGCUGAUCGCUGCCAACAACAGCUGGACUGUUACAAUUCCUUCGUCCAUUGAACCUGGGAACUAUGUAUUGCGACAUGAGAUCAUUGCUCUUCACUCGGCUCAGGAAGUGGAUGGGGCUCAGAAUUACCCCCAAUGUAUCAACUUGGAGAUUACCGGUAGCGGAACCGCCAGCCCGUCUGGUACUCCUGGAGAAGACCUCUAUAGCCCGACUGAUCCUGGUAUUUUGAUCAACAUUUACACGUCUUUGUCGACGUACAUCAUACCUGGACCAACGCUAUGGAGCGGUGCUUCAUCCGAUGUUGUUGCUCCUGCCAGCGCUACGCCGUCAGCUUCUACUACUACUGCUGCUGCUGCUGCUGCUGCUGCUUCCGAAUCAGUCUCAACUUCUGUGGUGACUGCGCUCACAACAUUAGCCUCGACCACCACAUUCUUUACCACUGUUACUGGUGGUAGUCAACCGACUUCGCCGUGUGGUAUCUAA
Talaromyces atroroseus is the source of this 942-nucleotide messenger RNA. RefSeq names its product Endoglucanase-4. The coding region runs from base 1 to 942 and encodes 313 amino acids. The transcript has 2 exons. NCBI's taxonomy places the organism in Eukaryota, Fungi, Ascomycota, Eurotiomycetes, Eurotiales, Trichocomaceae. The record is from RefSeq and is a predicted model, not a curated record.